Glycine soja is the source of this 2277-nucleotide messenger RNA. Its product is annotated as probable monogalactosyldiacylglycerol synthase, chloroplastic. NCBI's taxonomy places the organism in Eukaryota, Viridiplantae, Streptophyta, Magnoliopsida, Fabales, Fabaceae. Gene Ontology annotation, biological process: glycolipid biosynthetic process. Gene Ontology annotation, molecular function: hexosyltransferase activity. The coding region runs from base 356 to 2035 and encodes 559 amino acids. The transcript has 7 exons. The record is from RefSeq and is a predicted model, not a curated record.
CGUACAAAAUUCCAUGAAACCUCGUACCGCGCUAACCAUCAUCUCAGGGUUGGGUUUUCAACCCUCAAACCCUGCCUUGCCUUGCCUUGCCUUGCCGCACAGGUUGGGGUUGCAUUGUGAUCAUCGCACGUGACGUGGCAGUCCCCUAUUGGCACAUGUCACGUGACAAACCACCUUCCCGGUUGCCCCAAAACCCAAUCCACAUGACCCAACCUACACACACCAUACAUCAACAACACUCCCACCUUAAGUUCCCUGAACUAACGUUGUUCUUCUUCCAAUUCCAACACCAACAACAUUAGUAAGUAACAAAUUAACAACAACAACAAAGAGAGAUAGAAAGACAACGACAACAAUGAAUAACGGCGUUAGUCAAGAAUCGAGCGUGCUCCUCGAUUUGGCGUCCCACGUCAACCGCUUCGCUUUCGAUUCCUUCCGUUCCGACAACAACAAAACCCUUCUCUCCAAUUUCUUGCACUUCAACGGCAACACAAGAACCGGAGCAGCAGCAGCGAAACGCGGCGUUUCUCUGGGGGGGAAGGUUGGGGGAGCGAGUGUUAGGUUCGGGAACAUUCUCAACGACUUCAACAGAGCCGUUAGGUUUCAUUGCGAGAAGAUCCCGAUUGGGUUCGCCUCGCUUCGCGUCGGUGACGGUGGUGACGGUGCUGAUGGUAACGGGAACGGCGAGGGGAAUGGGGUUAGAGUGGAUGAGUGUGGCGGUGUGGAGAAUGAAGGGUUUAGAGGGAAUGGUGUGGAGGGUGAGAAACCUAAAAAAGUUUUGAUUUUGAUGAGUGACACUGGUGGGGGGCAUCGAGCUUCCGCUGAAGCUAUCAAAGCUGCUUUCUAUCAAGAAUUUGGAGAUGAUUAUCAGGUUUUCGUUACUGAUUUGUGGGCUGAUCACACGCCUUGGCCAUUCAACCAACUUCCCAGGAGCUAUAGUUUUCUGGUGAAACAUGGGCCGUUGUGGAAGAUGACCUACUAUGGAACUGCCCCACGUGUAGUGCAUCAGUCUAAUUUUGCUGCAACUGGAACUUUCAUAGCUCGCGAGGUUGCCAAAGGCCUAAUGAAAUAUCAGCCAGAUAUAAUAAUCAGUGUGCAUCCACUGAUGCAGCACGUUCCACUUCGAAUUUUAAGGUCAAAGGGUCUUUUAAAGAAGAUUGUUUUUACUACAGUUAUCACAGAUUUAAGCACAUGCCAUCCAACAUGGUUAGUUUUUUUUUUUUUUUUUUUAAUUUCCUUUUCGAAAAUCAUACAAUUGUCUUAUUUUGACAUCUUAUUUCUUGUUUUCUGUAGGUUUCAUAAGCUUGUAACUAGAUGCUAUUGUCCUACAACAGAUGUUGCGCAAAGGGCAUUGAAAGCUGGACUGCAGCAAUCUCAAAUAAAGAUUUUUGGUCUACCUGUCCGACCUUCCUUUGUUAAGCCUGUCCAGCCAAAGGAUGAACUAAGGAGAGAAUUAGGAAUGGAUGAGGAUCUUCCUGCUGUAUUAUUGAUGGGGGGAGGUGAAGGUAUGGGGCCCAUUGAGGCUACUGCUCGGGCACUUGGAGAUUCAUUAUAUGACGAGAAUAUUGGGGCUCCCGUAGGUCAGAUCCUUGUGAUCUGUGGUCGUAAUAAGAAACUUGCUAAUAAACUGAGUUCUAUUAAUUGGAAGGUUCCUGUGCAGGUCAAAGGAUUUGUUACCAAAAUGGAGGAAUGCAUGGGAGCUUGUGAUUGCAUAAUUACGAAGGCGGGCCCAGGGACAAUAGCAGAGGCCCAGAUCCGAGGCCUCCCUAUUAUUCUGAAUGAUUACAUUGCUGGGCAGGAAGCUGGCAAUGUCCCCUAUGUAGUUGAAAAUGGAUGUGGGAAGUUCUCAAAAUCCCCCAAGGAUAUAGCAAAAAUUGUUGCCGAGUGGUUUGGUCCAAAAGCUUACGAGCUACAACAAAUGUCACAAAAUGCAUUGAGGCUAGCAAGGCCAGAUGCUGUGUUCAAGAUUGUUCAUGACCUUCACGAGCUUGUUAGGCAAAGAAGCUACCUACCAGAGUAUUCAUGUACAGCUUAACUGACACAGACUGAGGGUAUUUUUUGCAACACUAUUUCUGAGAAAAAUGUACAAGGAAGCGAUGAUGUAUCACUAGCAAAAAUUCUUGUAUUUUCAUCCAUCAUUAUUUUUCAGAUGCUCAUUUGAAAAUUUUAAAUAGAUAUAGUUUUGAAUGUUUCUUGAUUAUCACUUGUGUUCAUGUUAGAGAAACAUCUUUAUUUUAGUAACAUUACUAUGAAAUACUGAACAGAAACUUGCAUGCA